CGUAUUGUGCACAGCAUAGAUCACAGCAGCCUGAAAUUUAUCUUAUUUAAUCGUAUACACGUACAUUUGCACAGUUCUAGCAUGCUGCUUCGUGAACUGGAUGGAAUGAAGAUCGUAUUAGAUAGGUAGCGCUACUCUAAACAGAUCUGAAAUAACUUCUACUUAAUGUCCUCAGCGGAGAUACUCCGGAUAAGAUAAGGAAUGUGCUGAAACCCUUUGACAGGGGCUGAACCUUGAAUUAUAAAAUAUGCUGUGACAUUUAUACACAGGUUCCUCAACUUCCUAUCCUCACUUCUCUCGUACCAUCAUAUCGUUGGUAAAUGAAGAGAUUCGAAUUUAAGAAUACGGGGAGGUUAAGGGGUAUAGUCAGCAGCCAGAAUAAUGGUUACUUUCGCCAUAUAUAUGACAUAGGCGUAGUCAUCUCUGUAGCAUCAGUAUUCAUCUCAUACGCAGUACUCCUGACGGAUUCAAUGAGCAUUCUGAAGACAUUAUACAAUCUUUACAAGGCCUCUUUGCACCCACUUAGGGUGAGGAGCGUUGAAGAUUAUACUGCCCUUGGUGACAGUCUCAUUAUCAAGCCAGUUCUCCCUGGGUGGACAACACCUCUUUCUGAUCUGCCUGCAUUUAUUUUGUCUUUCUUGGCUGUGCAGACAUUCCACGAAGCUGGCCACGCCGUCGCAGCUGUAUGUGAAAAUGUUGACAUCGUAUCUACUGGAGUGGCGUUAGCGUUUCCAUUCAUCCCUGGAGCAUUCGUAGCGCUAUCCCAGCAACACCUUUCGAACAUUUCGUUAAGAUCACACGCGAGAAUCAUAUGUGCAGGCGCAUUCCAUAAUUUCUUACUAGCAUUAUUACUAAGUGUGGUAGCAUAUGUUUUCAAUGGUCAGUUAUAUGAGUAUGUCGGUGAUUACGGUCGUGCCGUCACCAGCGUUUCUAAGGGUAGUGAGCUUUAUGGGUACAUACAUCCCAACACGAUCAUUACAUCCAUAGAUGCCCUGACAUUCAGCGUCGAGGCACCUAAAAAUGAAGCUGAUAUAGACAUAUGGGAUCGCUAUUUGUUAUCGCCAAUAGACCAAAAAGAGAUUGCAUCACGCCCUUACGCUUGGGCUGUUGAUAAGGAGGCCUUCGAUUCAUCAAAUAAAUCCUGCUGCUUAGCCGGCAACCUUGGGGAGCCUAUCAAUACCGCUGCAUGUUUCAUACCUUAUCAAACAUCCUCUCUCACCAGUGAGCAAGCUUGCUUCGAACCGUCGGAGGUUAUGCUACAGGAUACCACGGAUUGCCGGGAUCUAGACGAGGAGAAGUCUAUUUGUGUGCGCCCACAUCCAUGGUCUCACAUCGUGCGCGUUGGUUAUCUUGGUGCACAGAAUGAAGAGGAGAGUAUUUUGUUACAGAGCAGUAAGCGCUAUCUGUGGGAGAAUCUCAAAGUAUCACAAUACACGCAGAAACACCCAUUACUGUUUCCAGACUGGUUUGUCAAAUUUUUCUCAACAAUUACGCAAUAUAUUAUAGUAUUAUCAGUCACAUUUGGUCUGGUAAACAUGCUACCUAUACCUCUAUUAGAUGGAUCUGAACUUGUUCAGGUAGGACUACAAACAUCAAACCUACGUCUAUUCCACAGAAGAGUGCCUAGGGAUGACCUUAUAGAAUUAGAAGUUGGUCGCACUAGCUCACAAGCCUAUAAACACGAUUCAAUAGAAAAGCAUACAACUCGCUUGUUGAACGCAUUCACUUUAUCACUACUUGUAUUUGCAUUAGGAGGAUCUGUCCUCCUACAGUUCAUUGACAGCACCGUGUGAUCAUUCGCAUAGGCUGUAGUUAUGAGUAAUUCAAUGUAUAUUAAUAAUUCAUUGUUGUGUAGCC
Messenger RNA from Wallemia mellicola CBS 633.66, 1857 nucleotides. RefSeq names its product peptidase M50. Gene Ontology annotation, cellular component: membrane; cytoplasm. The transcript has 7 exons. The record is from RefSeq and is a predicted model, not a curated record. Gene Ontology annotation, biological process: membrane protein intracellular domain proteolysis; regulation of response to endoplasmic reticulum stress. NCBI's taxonomy places the organism in Eukaryota, Fungi, Basidiomycota, Wallemiomycetes, Wallemiales, Wallemiaceae. Bases 471 to 1793 code for a protein of 440 amino acids. Gene Ontology annotation, molecular function: metalloendopeptidase activity.